This is a messenger RNA of Orbilia oligospora ATCC 24927, 834 nucleotides long. RefSeq lists its product as uncharacterized. Bases 1 to 834 code for a protein of 277 amino acids. The transcript has a single exon. NCBI's taxonomy places the organism in Eukaryota, Fungi, Ascomycota, Orbiliomycetes, Orbiliales, Orbiliaceae. The record is from RefSeq and is a predicted model, not a curated record.
AUGCCAAAACGUCCCGCCCCGCACGUCUCCUCCGGCGAAAGCCAUAACAAUAAUCAUCAUAACCCCCGACAACCAAAAAAACCACGACAUGCAUCAUCAUCAUCAUCAUCAUCAUCAACAACAAACCCGCAUCAUCGUCAAAAGCCCGGCGGGUUCACAGUCGGUCCCGCAAACCUCCCAGACGGAACAUUUCGAAGAAAAGCACAAAAGAUAAAAAAGGGUUUAAUCCACCGGGCGAAGUUAUGGAAAGGGUUGGAGAAGAUUAAACGGGAGGGAGGGAUUGUUUCUACGAAUACUGGGGGACGUAAACGUGGGAAUGGUGGAAAUGAUGAUGAUAACGAUGAUGAUGAUGAGGAUGAAGCUGCGGUGAGAGCUAGAAGGAGGAUGGAAAGAGCUAUGCAGGACGAUGGUGGAGAGAGCGACGACAACGACGACGAUGAUGAUAAUGAUAAUGGAAGUGAAAUCAUUGAACAUGAUGUUCCAAACGUCGAAAAUGUGGAAUCAUCGGAUGAGGAUAAACCGGCACCCACCAAUGAUGACGAAGAAGAAGAUCCACAUACACACCCUUCACGAAAACAACAUACCCGCCGUCCCCGACAAUCCCGUUACAAAAAUGAAAUCUCAAUCUCCAAAAAAGUUAGAGAAGUGAAAGCUGAAAGGGAAAGAAUUGAAAAGGCAAAGGCCGCGGCUAUCGAAAGAAGGGAAAUGGAUAGGAAGGCCAGGAAUAAGGCUAUGGGUGCAGGCAGGGGGGCGAAAACUGGCACGGGACAGAUGAAGCUGGGGAGACAGAGUAAAGGACUGUUGGAUAAGGUCGAGAGAAUGGUCAAAGGGUGA